This is a messenger RNA of Aspergillus sclerotioniger CBS 115572, 915 nucleotides long. Its product is annotated as HD domain-containing protein. The record is from RefSeq and is a predicted model, not a curated record. The coding region runs from base 80 to 736 and encodes 218 amino acids. Gene Ontology annotation, molecular function: 5'-deoxynucleotidase activity. Gene Ontology annotation, cellular component: cytoplasm. The transcript is spliced from 2 exons. Lineage: Eukaryota; Fungi; Ascomycota; Eurotiomycetes; Eurotiales; Aspergillaceae.
CUUUCAUUACUGCUCUUCAGCCGGUGAUAAUACUUGAUAUUUCCCCCUCUACUCUCCCCUCCCCACCCGUCCUGUCAAAAUGGGCUCUGACACCCCCUCCAAUCCCCUCUGGACCACCCAUCCUGAGCACGCUCCCCCACCCCCGGAGGAGAACUCCGCCUCGCCGAUCCCCUUCUUCCACCUCCUCGAGCGCCUCAAGACCACCAAGCGCGAAGGAUGGCGCCGAUUCGGUAUCAACUCCGGCGAGUCUAUCUCCGACCACAUGUACCGCAUGUCGGUGAUGACCAUGCUCGCGCCCCCCUCGCUGGCCUCCCGCCUCAACCUACCCCACUGUAUGAAGAUGGCCCUGAUUCACGACAUGGCCGAGUCGCUCGUCGGCGACAUCACCCCUGUUGACAACGUCGACAAGCCCGAGAAGGCACGUCGUGAGGCUGCGGUCAUGGACUACAUUGCCAACAGCCUCCUGGGCGGUGUCCCAGGUGGCAUGCUGACGGGCCAGGAGAUCCUGAAGGUGUUUAACGAGUACGAGGCCAACGAGACGUUGGAGGCGCAGUUCGUUCAUGAUGUCGACAAGAUGGAGCUGCUUCUGCAGAUGGUCGAGUACGAGCGCGCCAACAGCAUUGAUCUGUCGGAGUUUUGUCACGUCGCGAGCAAGGUCCAACUCCCGGAGACCAAGGAGUGGGCGGCAACAUUGUUGCGGGAGCGGGAGGCGUUCUGGAAGAGCAAGACUGCAUGAUGUGAUUACUGCAUACAUACAUAUUGACGGCGUUAUGUGUACGACCGUGGACAUGGACGGAUGGACGAAUUUGUUAUUUUAAUCACGGAUACUAUGCAUACAUACCGUGUGGGCGUUGCGGCUGUGUUUUAUUCCUACUUAGGGACUUUAGACUAGCAAUAGACAUACAUACAUGCACA